AAAUAAAUAAUAUAAAAGCUUAAGAAAUAAAAAAAAAAACUAAUUGACUUUCCCUUUGUUCUGCACUAAGGUAUUAACUUAGCUACCACAGAAAAUCUACCAGCCGUACUGUAACCAUGGCGACAGGAACACAGGAUUCUCCCUGCACACCAUACGAGUUGCUGGAUAUCAUCACCAGUCCUAGUGGCGGUUUAUGCAUGAUGCCCUCCGACUCUUACAAUGAAGUUUUCCCUAACAUCUACAUAGGAGAGGAAUCAAUCGCAAAGAACAGAGUUGGCUUGAAGAGACUUGGCAUUACCCACAUACUGAACGCAGCGGAGGGGGAAACCGCCUUCCAUGUCAACACCAACUUCGAUAUGUUUAAACGUGUUGAUAUCGACUACUACGGGAUCCAGGCAAUGGACCAAAUGAAUUUCCAAUUGACACCAUACUUUGAUAAAUCAGCGGAGUUCAUCCAGAAGGCUAUAGAUUCUGGAGGAAAAGUGAUGGUGAACUGUAAGGUCGGAGCAAGUAGGUCAGCAACACUAGUUCUGGUGUAUCUGAUGAUCAAACAUCACUUAACAAUCCAGGACGCAACACGAUUGGUCAGGACUAAACGAGAAAUUUGUCCAAAUGACGGCUUUCUGCAACAGCUGUGUGAUUUCAAUGAGAAAUUGAAGAAGGCAGGACAUUUUAUACACAACCAGGAUGAAGCCUCUGCUAAUGUGGAAAGUGAACAUGUAAAGAGAGAAGAAGAUGGAAAAGGACCUCAUUGUGUCGACAGUGUGUGACACUAUCAUUGUAUGGUUACAUACAAACUGUCCCCAAGGUGUCGACAGUGUGUGACACUAUCAUUGUAUGGUUACAUACAAACUGUCCUCAAGGUGUCGACAGUGUGUGACACUAACAUUGUAUGUUAUAUACAAACUGUCCUCAAGGUGUCGACAGUGUGUGACACUAUCAUUGCAUGGUUAUAUACAAACUGUCCCCAAGGUGUCGACAGUGUGUGACACUAUCAUUGCAUGGUUAUAUACAAACUGUCAUCAAGGUGUCAAGACAGUGUGUGACACUAUCAUUGUAUGGUUGUAUACAAACUGUCAUCAAGGUGUCGACAGUGUGUGACACUUAUCAUUGUAUGGUUACAUACAAACUGUCAAGGUGUCAACAGUGUGUGACACUAUCAUUGCAUGGUUAUAUACAAACUGUCCUCAAGGUGUCGACAGUGUGUGACACUUAUCAUUGUAUGUUACAUACAAACUGUCCCCAAGGUGUCGACAGUGUGUGACACUUAUCAUUGUAUGGUUACAUACAAACUGUCCCCAAGGUGUCGACAGUGUGUGACACUAUCAUUGCAUGGUUAUAUACAAACUGUCCUCAAGGUGUCGACAGUGUGUGACACUAUCAUUGUAUGGUUACAUACAAACUGUCCUCAAGGUGUCAACAGUGUGUGACACUAUCAUUGUAUGGUUAUAUACAAA
Pecten maximus is the source of this 1457-nucleotide messenger RNA. Its product is annotated as dual specificity protein phosphatase 3-like. NCBI's taxonomy places the organism in Eukaryota, Metazoa, Mollusca, Bivalvia, Pectinida, Pectinidae. Bases 117 to 770 code for a protein of 217 amino acids. The transcript has 3 exons. Gene Ontology annotation, molecular function: protein tyrosine/serine/threonine phosphatase activity; MAP kinase phosphatase activity. Gene Ontology annotation, biological process: protein dephosphorylation; negative regulation of MAPK cascade. The record is from RefSeq and is a predicted model, not a curated record. Gene Ontology annotation, cellular component: cytoplasm.